AUGACAGACCAAGAGUCUAGACGAAACGGACUGGAGCAACUGGCGGUCCGGGCCAUUGCGGAAAUGAGAGAAGGACAGGGUCCCCGACCGCCAGAUACCCGCGACCAGCAGCCGCUGGAUCUACUACCGGAUCACGAGGACAAGUCCGUGAACAACAAUGGCACUCGAUUGGCGCCCUACGAGCAGUGCAUUCCGGACCUGUCUGCGCCCGGAGCAGGGUUCGAGGACGAUUUUUCACGGGUCGUCAAGCGGCGGCGUAGAGCGCCUGUCAGCUGCCUGCUUUGUCGGAAACGCAAAGUGCGUUGCGACAAGCAGAUGCCGUGCUCGGCCUGCAAGACUGCUAACGUGACGGGCUCGUGCGAAUACGCCCCGCCCACUUGGGGAGGACGAGAGGUCCGAGGAGGACAGGAGAUCCAGUUCACGGUGGACGAGGCCGAGCCCAUUUCACAGCCUCCGGGCAAUAACAGCUCCAACAGCGAUACCCGAGGUCACCACAGUAGCAGCAGCAGUUGCUCCAACAUCAGUGUGCCGCCGAUGCAAAAGCCGUUGACGCCGCCCCAGAUGCUGCAGCCCAUCGUCAGUCCACUGCAGCCCACCGUCAAGUCCAAGUCCUCGCACCAGCGCAUGUACGGCCGGUUCCCUAAUGCCGCAAACUUGCUCCGAGCGGACCUCAGCGAACGUCAACGGGCCAAGGGCGUGGAGGUGCCGCCUUCUCCGAGAAAAAAGCAGCCGCUCCACAACGACGCAAAGUGCAAAAGGGCUAUUGAAACGCUGCAGGAGACCCGCAGACGCAGGUCCGACAGCCCCAUCGACCCCGUCUACAAGCCGCUGCUGGACCUCUUCCCCGGCCAGCAGUACUGUGAGUUUCUCAUUGACUCGUUCCUCAAACGGGUCAACACAGUGCAUUACUGCGCCUGUCCAGAGGGUCUGAGAACGGAUUUCAACGCCCUGUGGUCGGCCAAACAGCGUAUCGAGGAUGGCGAACAGUUCAAUGCCCGAACAUACCUCAAUCUACCGUCCAUAGCCGUCAUGCUGUUGGUAUUCCGACUCGGCAGAGGCUCAUACCCGCUCAAGGACUGGAGCCCUCCAAACUACUGCAUCAAGGACGGCCACCGAGACAACACGUAUCUGGGUCCCCAGGUGUUGGAGGUGGCCGAGGCAUGUCUUAACGCGUCGCAUAUUUUCCGACACGGUGGGCUCAAGACCAUCCAGGCUCUUGUGCUCAUGAAACUGGACUGCUUGUACGCUCCAGACUCCGAAUACUCGCCUGAUGGGGUCGAUUCCGUCAACCUUACCGGUGUCAUUCUUCAGCUGGCGCUCUCGCAGGGUCUGUACAUGGAUCCCGCCAACUUUGAUACCCAGAGCACCUCAGUGUUGGCGUUCCAGGACUCGCUGUUGGUGCAGUCUCCCAAGGCCCACAGGCGGUCCAUGAGCGUGUCGUCUGCGGGCUCUGCAUCGCUCAUCGAGCCGUCCUCGGCCAAAUUGUGGCGUAUACUGUACGGAUGCGCACUCAUUCUGGACGCCAAACGAAACCUGGAGGUUGGAAUUCCGUUGUCGUUACCUCAGGGCGAUUGUGAUGUGUACUUCGACCACACAGACGAUGGUGGAAAGACCGCCAGCAACGUCCUGGCGUUCCGUCGGGCCAUGCUGCGCUUCUGUGCCCUCUCGGGCUGUGUUAUGACCGAAACAAGCCGACCAGUCAUGUACAGAAACGAACCUCUGAUCCAACGACUGGGCCAGGACUUACACAAGUUCGGGGUGGACGAGGUGGCUUCUCUUGCCCAGCUGCGAGAAGAACUUGGCAUCCCCAAGGACGACUCGUUGGCAUUUUCGUCCGAUGACGACCAUGCCGACGAGUCUGACACCUCGUCGGUUGCGUCGUCGGCCACCUCUGCCCUCCAGCUGAUCCACAGAUGCCGCAUUUACUGUCUGUGGUCCAAGCUGUGUGUGCACUAUGAGAUGGACACGUAUGACGCCUCCGAGGAGCCUCUGUACGGCCACCGUGAGCUGUGUGUUCGACUGGGCAUUGAGCAGGACCAGGCCGGGGUGCUGUCCCAGUACCGGGUCAUUCUACGCAUGUCCAGUCUCAUUACUCUGCUGGUGUGGGUGGCCCGGCGACGCACUGCCUCUGUGGAACUUGGCGCCCAUUCAUGGUACAUUGUGUCUCUUGUGCAUUCCAUGAUGGGUCUUCCGUUGACCGGCGUCAUCACGUGCUGGUUCCGUGUGGCUAUUUUGGCCAAGGAGACGGGCUCUCUCAAGGGCACACGCUGGGACCCGGAUUGGCUGUUUCGACUCAUCACCCAGGGUAUUGCCGUACUUGGCGACACGGAUGUCGGAGACCGCCAGAUGCAUGGUCUUUGCGUUUCGUUUCUCAAGAAGGCCCGUUCCGACUUGGGGCGUUUGCUGGCCAAGAUGCCUGGAUCCGACCCGGCGUACCUCUCCUCUCAGUUUGAUGCCAUUGACAAGCUGGCAGAAGUCGAGGUGCUGAGCGAGGAGGAUGAGGGCUUAUGA
Messenger RNA from Yarrowia lipolytica CLIB122, 2511 nucleotides. RefSeq lists its product as uncharacterized. NCBI's taxonomy places the organism in Eukaryota, Fungi, Ascomycota, Dipodascomycetes, Dipodascales. Gene Ontology annotation, molecular function: DNA-binding transcription factor activity, RNA polymerase II-specific; zinc ion binding. Gene Ontology annotation, biological process: regulation of DNA-templated transcription. Gene Ontology annotation, cellular component: nucleus. The record is from RefSeq and is a predicted model, not a curated record.